CUAGAAUUACUGUCAGAAACCCUAGCUGCGGAGCUCACACUAGCACACACCUUCACGCCGUAGUUCAGCAAUCUCCACCGGCAACCAUGGCGGACGUCGACCCCGAGGUAGCGGCUGGGCAGCCGAAGAAGAGAACAUUCAAGAAGUUCAGCUUCCGCGGCGUUGAUCUCGAUGCUCUGCUUGAUAUGUCGACUGAUGAGCUCGUCAAGCUUUUUAAUGCCCGCGCCAGAAGACGCUUCCAGAGAGGUUUGAAGAGGAAGCCCAUGGCCUUGAUCAAGAAGUUGCGCAAGGCUAAACGUGAAGCCCCAGCAGGUGAGAAGCCCGCUCUAGUCCGAACCCACCUGAGGAACAUGAUCAUUGUUCCUGAGAUGAUAGGAAGUGUUCUCGGAGUGUACAAUGGAAAGACCUUCAACCCUGUUGAAAUUAAGCCCGAGAUGAUUGGGCAUUACCUUGCUGAGUUCUCUAUCUCAUACAAACCAGUCAAGCAUGGUAGGCCUGGUAUUGGUGCCACCCACUCCUCCCGUUUCAUUCCUCUGAAGUAAGAACUCUGCAUGGUGGACGGGCAACCAGAGACUCGAGUGCUUGUGCAUUGGCUAGGUUAGCUACUUGGGUCCCUGUUAA
This is a messenger RNA of Salvia miltiorrhiza (redroot sage), 621 nucleotides long. Its product is annotated as 40S ribosomal protein S15-4. Lineage: Eukaryota; Viridiplantae; Streptophyta; Magnoliopsida; Lamiales; Lamiaceae. The coding region runs from base 87 to 542 and encodes 151 amino acids. Gene Ontology annotation, cellular component: ribosome; cytosolic small ribosomal subunit. Gene Ontology annotation, biological process: translation; ribosomal small subunit assembly. The record is from RefSeq and is a predicted model, not a curated record. The transcript has a single exon. Gene Ontology annotation, molecular function: structural constituent of ribosome; RNA binding.